AUGGAUCAUAUUCAUAAAGAAUAUUAUAGCACUAAUGCAAGAUUUUUAUCAGAUGAAACGAUCAAAAAAAUUAAAACAUUAUUCGGUAGAGUAUCUGAUGCUAUUAAUACCAUAGCAAAAAAACAUUGUAUAUCCUAUAUUCAGGUCAAAGAAUAUAUUGAAAAUCAGGAGUGUAAACAACAAAUGAUAUACUCUCAUUCAUCUCAGAUACAAAGUGCAAUUUCUUCUGAAAUAAUAUCAAUGUCUCUAAAUGAACAAUUAGAAAAUAACUAUAUAUCUUUAUUGCAAAACAAUGGCUCUUCGAGCCUACAUACUUCAGACAAUAACUCAGAUAAACAGACAAAAAAGAGGUGA
This is a messenger RNA of Funneliformis caledonium, 354 nucleotides long. The record is from the annotation of a GenBank genome assembly. Lineage: Eukaryota; Fungi; Glomeromycota; Glomeromycetes; Glomerales; Glomeraceae.